Penicillium longicatenatum is the source of this 444-nucleotide messenger RNA. RefSeq names its product Proline racemase. The transcript has a single exon. The coding region runs from base 1 to 444 and encodes 147 amino acids. The record is from RefSeq and is a predicted model, not a curated record. NCBI's taxonomy places the organism in Eukaryota, Fungi, Ascomycota, Eurotiomycetes, Eurotiales, Aspergillaceae.
AUGGACAUCGAAGUGGACCUCAAGCCCAUUGUCCAUGAUUCGACACGCAGUCUGAUUAUGGUGAAGAAUGACGCAUACAUUCUCUUCUCUGUGUCGGAUGCUAUAUGUGCCAUCAACGUGAUAGCUAAGCUUUCGCAUGCUGGUGGGCCGGUACCACAGGUGCCGUUUCAUAGAUGUGUUUUUGAGACUGGAGCUGGGAAAGUCACGGCUGAGUCUAGUUUCACCAGGACUCUUGGUCAGCGAUAUAGGUAUGAUUCUGUGGCUAUUUAUAGCGUGCCUUCCUUUAUAUUGGAGCCUGGCUUUAAGGAUGUGAAAGUUGAUAUUGCUCAUGGGGGUGUUUUCUGUGCAUUUGUGAAUACCGAGUUUGUGGAGCUGAGACUUCGGGGUGAUCAAGCAGAAGAAGAAGAAGAAGAAGAAGAAGAAGAAGAAGAAGACACGCUUUGA